GAUGGAAGUUUAGCGCUGCCGCAUUACUUCGUUUCUUCACCGGUGUUUCUACAAAACGGGUGUUUUUUUCUCCUCAGUGUAAACUGACUUUCGGAGGUGAAGCAUGGCCAUAAACACCGACAGUGAGUUUGCGAAGUCGGGUCUGGCUGAAAGCGGCAGGGCGCAGCAGGAAACGGAGAAGCUGCUGCGUGAAGGCGGGGCAGGAAACGGGCUCAGCAUGUCCACCUCGGGCACUCUCACUGUGGACGUAGAGAAAGGACCCGAGAGCGAGCAGAACGGCCAUGGGGGACCACAGAGAUCCAGUUCGGUGGUGCAGCUCGCCUCGGCACCCCUGUCCUCCUCCAGACCAAGCCUGAGCCGCACCUCAUCCACCGGCAACGCGGUGCAGGAGCAGCCCAAGCCCAAAGACUACCUGCUGCUGGUCAUCCUGUCCUGCUUCUGUCCCGUGUGGCCCGUCAGCAUCGUAGCGCUCGUGUAUUCCAUCAUGUCCAGAAACAGCCUACAGCAGGGGGAUAUCGAUGGUGCAAGACGUCUGGGUAGCUUGGCUCGCCUACUCAGCAUCGUGGCUAUCGUCCUGGGCCUGGUCGCAAUUAUUGUCUACGUUGUGGUAUCAGGUACUACACACUCAUGCACUUUAUCUUGCGAAUUUGUCAUUGUUUUGGGUCCAAUGAAAGUAAAUUGUCAGCCUAUCGGAAGAUGUGAUCUGGGGUAGGAAGUCUAAACCAGACUUAAAUAAUUCUACUGUUGAUUUCAGUCAGUAAUUGAAAACAGUAACUCAAAUAGAAAAUAUAUAGUGAAACAUGAACUGCUUAAACAAUCAGUCAAGAUUGAUUAGGAUUUGAGAACAGUAGUGUGAUACCAUAUAUCGCAAAGGUUGUGUGUAUACACAUCAC
Ictalurus furcatus (blue catfish) is the source of this 893-nucleotide messenger RNA. It is a transcript of the gene trarg1a, whose product is annotated as trafficking regulator of GLUT4 (SLC2A4) 1a. The coding region runs from base 104 to 712 and encodes 202 amino acids. The transcript has 2 exons. The record is from RefSeq and is a predicted model, not a curated record. NCBI's taxonomy places the organism in Eukaryota, Metazoa, Chordata, Actinopteri, Siluriformes, Ictaluridae. Gene Ontology annotation, cellular component: membrane.